CACAUCGAGAGCUUCAGAAGAACUGAAUCUACUGACAACAGAGAAGAUCAUUUAAUAAGAGAGAAGAAUGAAGAUCAUCUUGACUUUCACUCUGCUGAUGAUUCCUGAGGAAGUGGGCGUCUCCGUCACAUUCAGCACUUCAUGUUAAACAUGUAACCAGGAAAGAAACACUCAAAACUCAUCUGAACACACAUCGAGAGCUUCAGAAGAACUGAAUCUACUGACAACAGAGAAGAUCAUUUAAUGAGAGAGAAGAAUGAAGAUCAUCUUGACUUUCACUCUGCUGAUGAUUCCUGGAGUCGUGAGCUCCAUCAGUGUGACGGGAUAUUCAGGAGGAGGAGUCACGAUCACAUGCAAUUAUGAUGAAGGAUAUACAGCAAAUACAAAGUAUUUUUGUAAAAGUGAUGAGUGGCCAUCAACAUGCUCUGACAUCAUCAAGACUGAUAUUAAAGAUAAAUGGGUUUAUUCUGGAAGAUUCUCUCUGCAUGACGACACAAGAUCAGCAGUCCUGAAAGUAGAAAUCAGAAAUCUGAGUGAACAGGAUUCUGGGACGUACUAUUGUGUGGUUGAUAGACCUCUCAUUAAAGAUUCAUACACUGAACUGAAUCUGAAGGUUAUAAGAGAUCAACAACAAAUCAAGAGUGUGAGAGGAUAUUCAGGAGGAAACGUCAUUAUAAACUACAAAUAUGAGAUGCAAGAAGCGAAUACUUUGAUACACAUCUGUAACACUGCAACAUAUAAAUGUUUUGCUGAAAUAAUCACUAACAGAGCAGCAGGAUGGGAACAGGAUGGACGAUUCUCCGUUCAUGAUGACAGAUCUGCAGGUCUCUUACGUGUGUUUAUCAGAGAUCUGAAUGAGAACGACUCUGGAGAAUAUAAGAUUACAAUCAAAGUUUCUGAAGAAUACAGUUUCUUCUCUGAGUUUAAUCUGGACAUCAGAGACAAUGCUUGUUGUGUGAAGAGCAUCAGUCUAUCAGCUGCUGCAGGAGGAUCUGUGAACAUCAGCUGCAAAUACCCACAAUCCCACAUUAGUGAUGUGAAGUUUCUCUGCUGGAGAUCUGGAGCUGAUCUCUGUGCUGAAGAGACGUCUGUGAAGGAGAGCAGAAGAUGGAGUCCUGAGGGAAAGAUCCAGCUGUAUGAUGACAGAGAAGAGCAGCUCCUGAUGGGAAGAAUCAGUCAUGUGACUGAACAACAUUCAGAAUACUGGUGUGGAGUUCAGUCUGAUCAAGAACACAAGAGCUUCAUCACACGAGUCCUGAUCCAUGUUACAGAAACAUCAUCACCACCACCACCACCACCAUCAUCAUCAUCACCAUCAUCAUCACUAUCAUCAACAACAGCAACAACAACAACAACAACAACAUCUUCAUCAGCUUCCUCUUUCUCAUCAGUGAGACCUUCACCGUUCACAGGUGUUUCCAGAUCUUCUACAUCACUGGCGUCUCUAAACACAUCAGCAGGCUCUUCUCUGAUCCUCCCUCUGGUUCUGGUUCUUCUGGUUCUGAUCAUCGCUGGACUCUUAUUACUGUUUCUCUGUAAGAAGCAUCAGUCUCAAGGCGGUGAUUCAUCAUCUCAGACUGGACCAAGAAAACAUGAAGUGGUUUCUAACACUGGUUGUGAUUAUGACGAGAUUAAAGACACUCACAAACAAUUACCCACAAGCCCCUCUGAUUCUUCUGACAUUGUUUAUGCCACUGCCCAAUUACCCACAAACCCCUCUGUUUCCUCUAACUGUGUUUACGCUACAGUUCAGAAAGCCUCUGGAGACUCUCAGUGCGGCAUCACAUCUGCUGAGGAUCUGAAUUACGCAGUGGUGAAUUUCCACAAGGAAUCAGACUGUCCUGACAGUGUCAGUUUCAGGAAUGAUCAGGAUUACAGUGAAUACGCUACUGUCAAUCAUCUCACUGCUUGAAGAGCCACAGUAGAGAAUAUAAAUGAGCUGAAUGUUUUUAUCAUCUUGUCUUUGGCGUUAAAGGUUUAGUUCACCCAAAAAUGAAAAUUCUGUCAUUUAUUACUCACCCUCAUGUCGUUCCACACCCGUAAGACCUUUGUUCAUCUU
This is a messenger RNA of Megalobrama amblycephala (Wuchang bream), 2059 nucleotides long. RefSeq lists its product as uncharacterized. The transcript has 9 exons. Gene Ontology annotation, molecular function: transmembrane signaling receptor activity. Bases 257 to 1912 code for a protein of 551 amino acids. NCBI's taxonomy places the organism in Eukaryota, Metazoa, Chordata, Actinopteri, Cypriniformes, Xenocyprididae. Gene Ontology annotation, cellular component: plasma membrane. The record is from RefSeq and is a predicted model, not a curated record.